Zootoca vivipara (common lizard) is the source of this 7636-nucleotide messenger RNA. It is a transcript of the gene USP10, whose product is annotated as ubiquitin specific peptidase 10. NCBI's taxonomy places the organism in Eukaryota, Metazoa, Chordata, Lepidosauria, Squamata, Lacertidae. Gene Ontology annotation, cellular component: cytosol; early endosome; nucleus. The record is from RefSeq and is a predicted model, not a curated record. Gene Ontology annotation, molecular function: cysteine-type deubiquitinase activity. Gene Ontology annotation, biological process: regulation of autophagy; DNA damage response, signal transduction by p53 class mediator; protein deubiquitination.
CUAGGUGCGCUCGCGCCUUUGCGCAGGCGCAGCUGCCCGCCCCGCCUCGCGCUGCCCGCCCUCUCCUGUGUGGUGUGUGUGCGCGAAGAGAGAAGAUGGCGGCGGCGGGGCCAGCAGCGUGAGGCGUUGAGGGAGACGCUGAGCUCGCUGCUGCCGCCGCCUCCCCCGCCGAGUGGGGACGGGGGCGCCAUGGCCGUCCACGGCGCGCAGUACAUCUUUGGGGAAUUCAGCCCCGAUGAAUUUAAUCAGUUCUUUGUGACUCCUCGUUGCUCUGUUGAGCUUCCACCCUACAAUGAAACCAUUUCAUGUGGCCUUAAGUCCACAGGAGAGCUCCAUGAUGGUAAGAAGCCAUUCCUUCUUCACAACUGUUUCCCCAAUCCUUUUGAAGUCCAUUGUGUUGCAGGGGAAGAGUAUCAGAGAAUUGAAUUUGGUGUUAAUGAGGUUAUUGAGGCAGAUUCAUCUGUGCUGAAUAACAAUGACUACAGUAUUUCAAGUACUCUGAAUCCUCAGGCACCGGAAUUCAUUCUUGGUUGUGCACCUUCCCAGAAGACGCCUAGUGAUAUACUCAACGAAGCCAACUAUAACUCCAUAGACUGCCAGUUCACUGAUUCUGCUCUCACUUUGGAUAGCAGUUCUAAUGCUGAAAAUGAUAGUUUACCCGGGAGCCUUGGGCAAAGGGAACGCAAAAAGAAGAAGAAAAGACCGCCUGGAUAUUACAGUUACUUGGAAGAUGUUAGUGAUGGCAUUGUUCCUGCCGAGGCUUUGGUAAAUGGGCAUGCAAAUUCAUCAGGACUUAAUAGCAUAAGCACAGAGGAUGUAGACCUUACAGGCGACGUGCCAUCGGUCACUCCAAGGACUUGUAACAGCCCUGAAAAUUCUGUGGACUUCACUAGCGAAGCUGUGUCUGAUGAUUCGGUUUCUAGUGCGCUAGAUGCUACAAGGACUGCAGGGCAGCCUGAAGUAUGCAGUGUUACUAAUUUGGAACAGUCUUGUGUCCCCUCCGAAACUGGGAGGGACAGCCCAUUAAGGACAGCUGUUGUACAGCCAUAUGCUGGUACUGAUACUACUGAAAACCUUGGUGUUACAAAUGGACAAACACUUGAAUCCUCUAGUGAGGGCACAGCUGCCAAUGGGGUAGACUUGCAUCCUGUGGAAAGCACCGACUCAGACCAAACUAAGCCUGAGGAUGCUUUGCCUACUACUGAGGCAACCACCCCUGUUUCAGGAGCCGUUUCUGUUAAUCAGCCUGCAAAAUCAUGGGCAAGCCUCUUUCACAAUUCCAAACCUUCUGUUUCCAUGCCUAUGGCUUAUGUUGAGACUAAGUAUACCCCUCCUGCCACAUCUCCUGUGGUCCCUGAGAAACAGGUUGAAGUCAAAGAGGGGCCUGUUCCAGUUUCUGAGGAUCCUGUAGCCAUAAGGAUUGCAGAAUUACUGGAAAAUGUAAAACUAAUACAUAAACCAGUAUCCUUGCAACCACGAGGGCUGAUCAAUAAAGGAAACUGGUGUUAUAUCAACGCUACACUGCAAGCUUUGGUUGCUUGCCCUCCUAUGUAUCACCUAAUGAAGUCCAUUCCAAUGUAUUCGAAAUCACAACGACCGUGUACUUCAACACCAAUGAUAGAUAGUUUUGUCCGUCUAAUGAAUGAGUUUACAAAUAUGCCAGUCCCGCCUAAGGCAAAACAAGCUUUAGGUGAUAAAAUUGCAAGAGACAUCAGGCCUGGAGCUGCCUUUGAACCUACAUACAUUUAUAGAUUGCUGACAGUUAUCAAGUCAAGUCUGUCGGAAAAGGGCAGACAAGAAGAUGCUGAAGAGUAUCUGGGAUUUAUUCUAAAUGGCCUACAUGAGGAAAUGCUUAUUCUGAAGAAGUUGCUAUCUCCACACAGUGAAAAACUUGCAGUUUCCAAUGGCCCGGAGACCCAGACUGUAAAUGAAGAGGAAGAACAGGAGGAGCAAGGCGAAGGAAGUGAGGAUGAAUGGGAGCAGGUUGGACCACGUAACAAAUCCUCUGUCACUCGGCAAGCAGAUUUUGUCCAGACACCAAUUACAGAUAUAUUUGGUGGUCACAUAAGAUCUGUGGUUUACCAACAAAGUUCGAAGGAGUCUGCCACUCUGCAGCCAUUUUUUACUCUGCAGUUGGAUAUCCAGUCUGAUAAGAUACGCACAGUUCAAGAUGCUCUGGAAAGCUUGGUGGCAAGAGAGUCUGUUCAGGGUUAUACCACAAAAACCAAGCAGGAGGUGGAGAUCAGUCGAAGAGUGACACUUGAAGAACUCCCGCCAGUGCUUGUCCUACACCUCAAACGAUUUGUCUAUGAGAAAACGGGGGGGUGCCAGAAGCUCAUAAAAAAUAUUGAAUAUCCUGUUGACCUGGAAAUAAGUAAAGAGCUGCUGUCUCCGGGGGUCAAAAGUAAGAUAUUUAAAGGCCAAAGAACCUACCGGCUCUUUGCAGUUGUCUACCAUCACGGAAACAGUGCAACUGGUGGACAUUACACUACAGACGUCUUCCAGAUUGGUCUCAAUGGCUGGUUGCGCAUAGAUGACCAGGCUGUCAAAGUGAUUAAUCAGUACCAGGUGGUGAAGCCGGCUGCUGAGCGCACAGCCUACCUCCUGUACUACCGCCGAGUUGACCUGCUUUGAAAACUCCCCGUUUUUCUGCUGUGUUUGCCAGAUUACCUGCUUUCUAGAACGCCAACUCUCUCUAACCCUUAUUUCUCUUCCUCCCCUCAAUGAAUUCUUUCCCCUCUCUCUUCCUUCCCCUUGCAACUAUGGGAUAGAGUGAAAGAGAAGACUAUCUUUUUGAGGUUUGUGAACAACCUAGUUGGUGUUGGCUUAUUGACUUUGCUGAAUGAAGUCAUUAGGGUUUGAAAGACUCAGUCUCACGAAUCACACACAAAGUAUUUCUUCUUCUUUUUUUGCGCUAAUGCUGAAUCCUAAGAGAUUAUUAAAACGGGAUUUGCAACUGAUUCCCACUUUCUAAUUGCAUAGUAGAAGCAGCCCUGCACCAGCAACAGAACUUGUAGAUUUCUGUGAAAAUGUUUUAUCUUUACUUAAAUAAAAAAACUAAAAAAAAUUCCUCUCUAAUCCUCCCCCACUAGUUUUUUUGAUAAAUGGUAAAAAUGAGCCAGUGUCUAUCAAGGAAAAAAUGGUCCUCCUUAAAAAGAAAAUACUCUACAAAAAAGUAUAAUAUACAGAGUUGCCGGUUCCUGAUAGGGAAAAAUACACAUUUUAAUAAUUGUGCGAUGAGAAACUGCUUAAGUACACAUUGCAGAUCAAAAUACUUUUGAGUUAAAAUGUUAGUCUAUAUAGAUGGGUGAUUGUAACUUUAUUGCUAUUAAGAGAUUUCAAAACUGCAUUUAUGCUUCUGUGUACAUGGGAUUUUAAAACAAAAAAUGGGCAAAAUAAUGAAAGUUGAUAUUUUUUUUCAGUCUGCUUUGUUUAAUUUUGCUGUCCGCUCUCCUAUAAUGUUGAGUUCCUAAGUGUACACAGUCUAGUGAUAUCUAGGAGUAUAAAGUUGUCGCCCAUCAAUAAAAAAAAGUCACAAAGUUGAUAUAAAGCUCUGAGAGUGUUCUUUGACCACGGGGCUCAGCUGAAAGCAACACAGACAUUCAAAAGAACAGGAAAAGCUGCGAAGCCAAGUCUCCUGGUAGGGUGCCAAAGACAAAACUGAGAAAUACCAGUUUUGUACUUCCUGACCAGCUUCACUUUCACCUCCAAUCAAGUGAGAUUAGACAAAUCCAUUUGGUGUAGUUCUGUCAAUGGCUAUUAGACCCAGUAAACUAAAUGGAUGUUCAAAAGCAGUAUGCCUGGGGGGGGGCAGUUUGGGGAGGGUUGGCUUUGGGGCACCUGUGAAACAUCUGGAUAGGAUGCUAGACUAGAUCAACCUUUGGUCUGAUCCAGCAGGGCUCAGUCAACUUGUCUAAAGUCUCACAAUCCAAGCUUGCAAAGGACGUUUCACCUUGAUUGCCUUUUGAAUUUGAAUCUCUGUAAGGCAACAACACAAAAAGCUUUUGUAAACUACCGGUACCAAAGUUAACCAUUUGUUCUUUCAGGCUGUCCAUGUGCCACACAAAUGGCUUCAGUAGGUAUAAGUUCUGUAAGCCAGUAACAUUGAAGGCCAUUUAUGAAGUUCUGCCAUUUUAAAAAGUUUUUUAUUUCCUCCUCUCCCAACACAGACCAUCAAAAGUUGACAACUUGAAUCUAUUCUGACUUCAGAGCAAAUGGCAUCUGCUUUCGUUGCAGUGGCUGUUGGUUCUUGGGAGUGUUUAGCGGUGGGGAGAGUCAUUUGUCCCACAAUGCCAGCCUGUCAUCUCUAUUGUUCCUUACACACGUCACUAUCAUCCAGCCCCCCCCCUUCCAUAUGACACAUUACUCAACUUGUACUUAGGAUAAUUCUGGCCCACAAUAAUUAGCAAGCACAGUAUGAUUUAUGGGGAGGGCGCCAGGGCCACGUCAAGAGUCCUGCACUCCCAAGCUGUGUUAACUCGCCUCUUCAUUGAUUUUAUAUUUCAAAACCUUUUGCCAGAAGGGAGUUAAGAAAUCUGUGAGCUUAAGUAGCUGUUCCGGUGUUAAAUUCUUUCUUGGAAUAUUUAUUUUCCCUAUCUACCACCUAGAGGAAAACGUAAACUUGAAGACCUGGGUGGAGGACAGUGUCUGUUUUAAAUUAUCUUGAAGGUGUUGCAAAGGCAGGGGACUCCCCUUGUAUUGCUUCAUGGGACAUACUCCUGUGGCCCUCUGUUACUACAUUUCUCAUACUUUUGUGCCCUAAUACCUCUCUCUAUUCAGUUACUCCAUUUUCACUCAAGAUAGUGUGCAACAAAAUGCAUAAGUUUAUUUUAAAAAAUGCCUUCUGUGCUACCCUGUUUCCCCUAUUUUAAGACGUAGUCAUAAAAUAAGCCAUAGCAGGAUUUUUAAGCAUUCAAGGACUAUAAGCCAUACCCAAAAAAUAAGACAUAGUGAUAGGCGCAGCAGCAAUGCCGGCCACAGCUGAAAAUAAGCCAUAGUGUGGUUUUUUGAGGAAAAAUAUAAGACGGUGUCUUAUUUUCGGAGAAACACGGUAGUUGCAAUUUCAAAUUUUAAAAUUUUUUAUUUUAAAAAUAGCUUAUGUAAACCAUGUAGAGGUUAGAAUUGAUUAAGCAGUAUAUACAUUUUGUUAAAUGAACAAACCAUGGCUUUUAUGAUUCUGUACAUUUCAGGAACAAAAAUAGCAGACUAGCAGCUUGGAGAUCUGUUACAUCAGAACACCUCCGGCAUCCUUUGCUGCUCCGAGAUAAUAAUCUCUCUCUAAGAACUUGGCACAGUCAGCCUGUUUUGAAAAGGUAGCACGUCUUAUCUGCCUUGUAUGCAGAAGGUCGUAGGUUUAGUUCUGGCAUCUCCAGCGAUUCAGUUAAACGCGUUGUAAACUUUAAAGUCCAUUGGCAAAAAAAUGGGACUCCACAGCGCCAUGUGGUGUCAUAGUGCUAUAACGGAUAUAAAGCCCUUUGUCUUUACAAAUGUAGCUGAGUCCAAGGUAGGGUUGGGAAAGACCAGGGGUUGUCAACCUGGUCCCUAUUGCCCACUAGUGGGUGUUUCAGGAUUCUAGGUGGGCGGUAGGGGGUUCUAUGGCACAAGCUGAGUCCUUCCAUCGAGCACUGGUGGGUGGUAAUGAAAUUUUACCAUCAAGAAAGAUACAUUAGUGGGCAGUAUUAAAAGGUUGACUAUCCCUGGGAAAGACACUUGCCUGAUACACCGGAGAAGCUGUUGCCGGUCAAUGGUGACCACGCUGAGCUAGAUAGACCAAUAGCAUAAAGCAGCGACCCUUGUACAUUUCUUUGUCCUUGAUCCAUCCUAUAUUGCCUAUGUUUACUCUCAUGUUGUAAGCCCUUAUUUUGUCCGUAUCUUAAUUGGAUCAAAAUGUAGAAUGAACUGGCUUCCUGCAUGGAAAACUCUUGUGUCCAAGUCCUAUUUGGAGUAAAUACCAUUUAAAUUAAUGAACUUGUGUUAGUUGUGUCCAUUAGUUCAAAGAAUCUCUUCUGAGUAGGACUAACAUUGAAUGCAAGCCUCCUUUUUGGGUUGGCUUUCUGUGUUACUCAGUUGUGGUCCUAAUCCUAGAUCAUUAUCUUGAGUUUUACCUCUCACUGGGAUCAAAUUCAGCACUUUACCUCUUGUUUGAAUUUUAGCUACUGCUGUCCUUAAAAUAGUAGAAACAGGACAUCAAAAUAUUUGAAAGCUACCCCAUUUAGCCUUGCUCCGAGAUGAAAUGUGUUGCACAACUGCUGAAAGUCUCUCAUCUUUAGGUCAGAUUUUGCUAGAGGAAAGAGGAUUUCAAAUGUAGACUGUGGCUACAGAGAAUGCCUUUGUUUAAGGGCAGACAGCAGCUAAUGCAAUCAGGCUAUUCAGUGCUCGGAAUCACUUACGAAAAAUACUAUUGCAAUUUUUUUAAGCCAUGGGCCAUAAAAUCCAUAAUUAAAUAGGGCUUUGCCUAGAGUCAUACAUACAUCUGGGAAGGACCUAAAAGUUCAUUUAGUCUCAAUCCCUUCCAAUGCAGAAAAAACCAGUAUUGCAGCAGAGCACUAGAUUUUUAAAAUACUAGCACAAAAAAUAAGAACCAGAGUAUAGUGGUUAGAGUGCUGGGAUCAGGGUUCAAAUCCUCACUCAGCCAUCAAGCUCACUGGGUAAUCUUGAGCUAGUCACCCUCAGCCUAACCUAUCGCACAAGGUUGUGCAAAUAAAAAUGAGAACUUGAACCAUGUAUGCCUGCUUGAACUCCUUGGAGGAAAGAUGGGAUAGAAGUGUCAUAAAUAAGAAUAAAAUGCUAGUAUUAAAUAUUUCACAAAGUCCUGGGCAAAUGAGGGUUUUCUUGGUAUGAAAAAGAAAAAAAGUUCGGAAAGAGUUAAAGAUUUCAGCUACCACUGCUGAAAAAGCCUCAUCUUCAUCACUCACUUCCUCUCCAAGAUUGGCGGGACCCAGAGAAGAAGCAGAUAUUGACACCUAGAUAGCUUCAGUGGAAACAAGUUGUCAUUGAAGUAGCCUGGUCUCAAGCCACUAAUGACUGUCAAAACCAACCUUAAUUUUAUCCAAAAAAGAUGGGUAGAGCAUGUAACUGUUAAGAACCUGCAAGAUAGGCUGUGCUCUGGUGUACUUGCCCCUGUUGUACUUUCUCAACACAGAAGGACUUGGAAAGUUGCUGUCAGAGGAGGCAGCACUUUGCUAGAUGGGCCAAUGGUCUCAUUUGGCAUCAAUGCACCUUUACAUAGAAGAGCAAGCCUUGUGGCUUUAUAGAUGUGAACAUGACUACAAUUCCCAUCAUCCCUGACCACUGGUCCUGCUAAAUAGGGAUCAUGGGAGUUGUGGGCCAAAAACAUCUGGAGGGCCGAGGUUGAGGAAGCUUGAUCUUGAUGCUCCAAAAGCACGAACUUUUCUUCAUAUGUUAGGAAGAUUUGGUUAAGGCAGCCUUCAGAGCCCACCACCAAGAGUAUUUACAGCUUUGGUAUACCUACAGGCACACCUAGGAAGACCUGCUUGAUCAGUCUGAAGGCCUGCCUAGCAUCCUGUUUCAGUUAAUGGCCAGGUACCUCUGGAAAGACAUCAGGGCAAUAGCACUUGGCUUCUCUUGUUCCUGGGAACUGAACUUGGACAGGGGUCAUCAAACUUUUUCAUCAGGG